Molecule: messenger RNA, 948 nt
Organism: Naumovozyma castellii
Lineage: Eukaryota; Fungi; Ascomycota; Saccharomycetes; Saccharomycetales; Saccharomycetaceae
Gene: MRP1
Product: mitochondrial 37S ribosomal protein mS43
Exons: 1
Coding region: 1-948 (315 amino acids)
Source: RefSeq, a predicted model, not a curated record
AUGCUUAGGAGAAUACCGAAAUUAAAGCUUGGUCAAUCGAUAAGAUCUUAUAUUGUCCCAUCCUUAAGUCAUAUAACUGAGGGCAAUGCACUUCCUGGGCUUCUUAGCGUGAAUGGUACCCAAAACGCAUGGUUCGAUAGAACUAGACAUUACACAGAACAAUUAAACGGACUUGUGAAAGACCAAGAACCAACGCAACAGGAAUCAUACUUAGAUCUGGUGUUACGCUAUGGAGAAUCUGGUACCAGAAAAGAUAUCGUUAAUUAUGCGUCAUUGCUAUUCAACUUGAAUUUUUGUUAUUCUACUUUGAAAGGUUGUUCAGAACCAUUACCUAUUCCUCAAAUUGGAGCUGAUACUCUCUUAAAGACUCCUGACGUUAGUGUCUAUGGUAACGAGGCAAAACUGAGCGUGACAUACCCUAAACUAAAUGAUAAUAUUAAGAAUUCCUUUGGUUCCAUAACUGAAUUUAAAACAUUAUUAAUAAAUUCAAACUUGGGUAUAUCCGGGGAUGGCUUUACUUGGCUAGUGGCAAGGAAGAAUACGUCAACAAGUCUGGGAUCUUCAACAUCUGCUUGGACCACUGCAAGGGAUUCUACUGAACUAUUUGUUGUUAAUACUUACAAUUCUGGUUCUCCAUUUCUACUAAAUAAAAUGGACAUGAUGGAUAAUUUAUCGAGGAGGUUGGCUGAGAUUAGAAAAGCUCAGGAACCAGAACCUGCGGAGGAAGAAGUAUCCAAUAAUGAUACAUCUGAAUAUAUGAAAUCUGUUGAGGAAGCAAGACAAACGAACGCCUACGAGAAAUCAAAAAAAUACAUACCUUUGUUGGCUAUCGACGCUUCUCCUAAAUCCUGGUUAUCAGACUAUGGUGUAUUUGGGAAGCAAGAAUAUCUUGAACGUGUUUGGAAGUCUAUAGACUGGAACAUUGUAGGAACUAGACUUCCGAAUUAA